GAUAUGAUAUGGAUGGAGAAAUUUUGUCUGCUACGCAUAUGCUGAGGAUGAAAUCCCAAUAAGCAAAUGUAAAGCCGUUUUCCAGUAAAGCGUUGAUAAUCCCAUGUCAUCUGUGUGCCUAAUACAAGAAGAGAACUGCCUUUAACUUUGAUGGGAGACUUUUUAAACAUCAUGGAUGCUCUUUGGAUGAUGAGAUUGAAUGUGGUACUUGGCACUUGGUGGCUUAGUCAAUUAUUCUUAGCAAUCAAUGGAGCUACCAUUCCUGGCACACCUAGCCCUGCACCUCAACCUGAGGAAGGAUCUAAAUCAACUCCAACACAUACCAGUAAUGAACCAACGUAUGGACCUAUACUCCCUCCAACUCCACAAAGCUCAGGACGACUAGGAACAAAUGAUUACCUGGCUGGUUUCAUCAUCUGCCUCACGAUGAAUAUUGCCAUCAUAGCUGUUGCUUUCUUCUGUUUAUGUUACCUUGGAAAACUAUCAUCACGGUCAGAUGACGAAGUAGACUCCGCUGAACCCCGACAGACAUUAUCAUGGAAAGAGGCCUUACAUCCGAUUGCAGAUAAAGUCUUCAAAAAGAGAUAGUGAUCUUAAUCAUCAUACACAAGAGAGUAAUGAAUGUGCCUCCUCCAACAUCAAAGGCUGGUAUUCUGACAUAGCCCAGAUUUAACUCCAGGGCCUUGUAAGGUUAGCAAUUAAUCACUAAAUGAAAUGGCCUAUCAGGAUCAUCAUAGCAUGCGCAUUUUGCUAAGUAGACUGACUAGGAACCAAUCAGAAUUGUCCUUUGAAAUUAGCAAUCAAUCGCUAACCUUUGUGUUAUCGGGACCCAGGGCCCUGUAAGGUUAGCGAUUAAUCACUACAUGAAAUGGCCUAUCAGGAUCAGCGUUGCAUGCGCAUUUUGCUAAGUAGACUGACUAGGAACCAAUCAGAAUUGUCCUUUGAAAUUAGCAAUCAAUCGCUAACCUUUGUGUUAUCGGGACCCAGGGCCCUGUAAGGUUAGCGAUUAAUCACUACAUGAAAUGGCCUAUCAGGAUCAGCGUUGCAUGCGCAUUUUGCUAAGUAGACUGACUAGGAACCAAUCAGAAUUGUCCUUUGAAAUUAGCAAUCAAAUGCUAACCUUUGUGUUAUCGGGACCCAGGGCCCUGUAAGGUUAGCGAUUAAUCACUACAUGAAAUGGCCUAUCAGGAUCAGCGUUGCAUGCGCAUUUUGCUCAGUAGACUGACUAGGAACCAAUCAGAAUUGCUCUUUUAAAUUAUUGAUUAAUCGCUAACCUUUGUGUUCUGGGGCCCAGACCAAACAAUCAUUUUAGACCACACUUCUGUGGAAUGCUAGUUUUCUUUAAUACUGAUAUGAUAUUCAUUAUAAAGAUAAUAUACCAUAUGAUUUAGUUGAAGGUUAUUGUAUCCUCAUAUCAUCUUCACAUUUUAUAACAAAAUUGAUUUUUUAUCAACUCUUUAAAGGUAAUUUGUUCUUGAUGAAAUACUGUAGAUAGCAAAUGGCACUCCAAAAAAUGUGGUUUUAGAACCUUGGUUUAAUUGAACACCACUUCUAUGAGAAUAUUGACAAAAGGGUUCUAUUGUAUGAUAGUGGUAAUGUUAUCAAAGCUUUGCUACAUUUUCCACAACAGACACAGAGAGGCAUAUUGCCUCCACAUAUGCUGUAAACAUAUGUAUUAUGUGCUUCUAGUCUUUAAAAAUCGUCCAAAGUUGCACGGACAAACUAAUGACAUCACAAUGGUUUCAUUAGGCAUGUGACUCUUAAAACCCUGGCUUCCUGGUUCCGAACAACCGUGGCCCUUGAAGACUUUCCUAGGGGGUGCUGCGUGGAAUUCUGGCAGGUGUGUAAAAAUUGAAAAAUUUAACCAAAAUGACUUAUAUUUUUUGUGUAUUGAGACCUUUUUUUGGAGGGGGGUUUGCCUUUGAAGUGAAAACUUUUUUUUUUGGGCAUUUCAAUUUUACAUCAGCACCCCCAGUUAAAAAAUUGUUCCCAGUGCCCUGCAAACAACCCAUGAGCUCUGGGAAAUGUGUACAAAAAUAGCCUGCCUAUUUAUUGGAGAAGUCAAACCUGACAUAGAGAUGAUGUUCAUUCAAGCAGAAAACAAUCUGAGAUUCAAAUCAGUGAAGAGUGGGCAAAAAUUAGUCAAAUAAGGUUUUGGAUUACUAAAAACCAUAUGUAUUAUUAUCAUGUUGUGGGUAUGGGCAAGUUGGUUACUUUGUCAUCAAUAGUAUUAAUAAUGAUAAUAACUUUAUGUAGCUUCUUGCACGGUUAAGCUACAGCUAAGGGUUAACUUAGGCUCAUGGAUAGUCAAUAUCCGAACGCACCAGCACACUCCAAAGAUAAAUGUCCAAUCACACAGUAAUGUAGGUUAAGUCAUCCAUAACAGUAAACAGUAAUCUUGACGAAAUAUUGAUGUGUUCACACGUGUAUAACAAUAAUCGAUGAUUGAAACGUAAAUAGGUGAUUGACAAACGCGAGCGAGCAACUGGUAGUUUGCGAUUGUUUGACCUCCUGGGGCCCGUAACACAAGGCUUAGCAAUGAUCGUAGAACACUUUUCUACAAUCUAUUCCAUUGACUACAAUGUUCAAUCAAUCGUGAAAAUCAAGUGUACGAUUAGUUGCUAACUUUUGGUUAGGAAACCCUGGUAUCACAAUAUCAGUAAAUUUUGAUUGAAUGUAACUGCACAACUUGUUGCAAUGAAACUUUUCUUCCUUCUGAGGUGGAAGAUGCAUAUGGCUUAUCACCCUUCUGAGAUGCUUAGGCUAAUUUGCAUACCAGCCUAAGCCUUGACCAAUGUGUUUAUUGUUACUAUGUACUCCUGGUCUGGCCAGGGCGUGGCUGACCAACCAGAAUUACCAUUAUUAUAAAUAACCUUGUUACUAGGCCAGAAAACAUACCCAGUGACCAAUUCGCAAUGACUUUACCCUAUUUGGGAAACAGAACAUGAAUUAGUGAACGUUAGUUUCUUAUAUAGUCUUGACUUUUAGCCAAUUUGUGGUUUAUGCCGCUACAUUAUAAUAACAAUAAUAAUAAUGAUAAUAAUGAUAGCUUGGUUUAUAUAGCUCUUUUUGCCAGAGGUUACACACCACAACUAUUACUCCACCAGCUUUAUCAGUAGAAACCUGUAAAAAAAAAGUUUUUGAUUGGCUGUUGAGCAGUGUUACCAUGGUAGUUGAUUCUGGCUUAAUUUAAUUGUUUGGGAAAUGGGAAUGAACUGUUGUCUCAGCCCCCCCUCCCCCUGCUUGAAUAUUAUUACGCCCAUGGUAGCUGAUACUGAUAGCAAACAUUUACUGGGGAGAAGAAGGGAAAAUCCACAUAUGGUUGCUUGACCCCAUGCCCCCCCCC
Lytechinus pictus (painted urchin) is the source of this 3346-nucleotide messenger RNA. RefSeq lists its product as uncharacterized. Bases 151 to 588 code for a protein of 145 amino acids. The record is from RefSeq and is a predicted model, not a curated record. The transcript has 6 exons. NCBI's taxonomy places the organism in Eukaryota, Metazoa, Echinodermata, Echinoidea, Temnopleuroida, Toxopneustidae.